Candida dubliniensis CD36 is the source of this 1017-nucleotide messenger RNA. RefSeq lists its product as uncharacterized. Lineage: Eukaryota; Fungi; Ascomycota; Pichiomycetes; Serinales; Debaryomycetaceae. The record is from RefSeq and is a predicted model, not a curated record. Bases 1 to 1017 code for a protein of 338 amino acids. The transcript has a single exon.
AUGUCAAUAAAUCCCAACUUAAAACUAUUCAAAUUGAUAAACAAUAGGAGAAAUAGCAACACAACUGAUAUAAUGAAUAGUCAACAACCACAAAAAUCACAUCAACAGAAGCUGCAACACCACCAGAAGAACAAAUACGACUCUUUUGAUGCAACUUCUAGCAUAUUAUCAGAUUAUGAUGAUUUGGAAAUAAUCGAUGAUGAUGAUCAGUCGCUGUAUGUUUUGUUUAAUCCCAGAUCAUCAACACUGUCUUCAAGGGGAAAACAAAAGAACAAACAUCAUGAUUCGGAUAUUCUUUCCUUUACUAAUACGUCGAAUACCAAUGGUGAGUAUCAAUCAGACACUGAAAAAGAGGAAGAAGACAGCGAAGAAGAAGAAGAAGAAGAGGAUGAUAAUGAUUACGACACACAAGAAGACAAAGAAGGUUAUUUUGAUGAUGAAAACAAUGACACCGAAGUUUUAAACAGAGAGAGCUUGUCUAAUAAGAUAAAUAGCUGGUAUACUGCCAAUGUUGUAACUUCAAGUCAUCACCAACUGUUGAUUGACGAGAGAAUUGCUAGUUGGGAGUUAGAUGAAGAAGCUAAUAUUUUAGAAGGGAGUCAAGAGUCACUGAAACUGUUAGAAGAAAGUAAAUCCAUAUUAAGAGAGUUUUAUGGAGAUGAUUUAUUCAAAUAUUUAAAUCAAGAUGAAAUUGCAAAGGUCAAGAAAUUCCAUAAAAUGGUUGAUAUCAAGAAUUAUUUAUUAGACAAGACUGAUAAAAGUAAUAAUUCUUUAUUGGAUCAACUACUUUAUAAAGUAUUGUUAUUUAAAGAAAAAAAGCACAAUGAUACAACAUUCCAUCGACAAUAUAAUAUUGGCACUACUGAUUAUAUCAAUUAUUUAACAAAAGAUGUUUCCUCUCAUAGUCCAGCAUUUGUUGCACCAUCCACAAUAUCCGAUACGACAACUGGAGGGUCAUCUUUAAUCAUGUGUGGUGGUGUUGGGUUUGGUGGGUCUACAUCAUGGAAUGACAUAUGA